CCCCUCACCCGGCAAGGGGGAGGCCCGGCUGAAGCUGGCGUGGGGCAGUUGGGAUGGAGCCCCCCGCGCUGGGGAAAGUGGGCUCCGAGAAGGAGGAGGGCUUCGGGGUGCAGCCCAGGAGGAUGGCUGAUCUGGGGAGGGUCUCCAAUCUCCGGCGAAGCAACAGCAGCCUCAGCAAGAGCCACAGGCUGCAGGGUCCCUUUGGCAGCAGUGAAAAGCAAGAAAAUCUUAGUUCGUGGAUUCCUGAAAACAUCAAGAAGAAAGAAUGUGUGUAUUUCGUGGAAAGCUCCAAACUGUCCGAUGCUGGGAAGGUGGUGUGUGAGUGCGGGUACACGCGUGAGCAGCACUUGGAGGAGGCCACCAAGCCCCACGUCUUCCAGGGCAUGGAGUGGGACCCGAAGAAGCAUGUGCAGGAGAUGCCGACGGAUGCCUUUGGUGACAUUGUCUUCACAGGGCUGGGCCAGAAGGUGGGAAAGUACGUCCGAGUCUCCCAGGACACGCCCUCCAGUGUGAUCUACGACCUCAUGACCCAGCACUGGGGCCUGGACGUCCCCAACCUCCUGAUCUCGGUGACCGGCGGGGCCAAGAACUUCAACAUGAAGCCGAGGCUGAAGAGCAUCUUCCGGAGAGGCCUGGUCAAGGUGGCUCAGACCACAGGGGCCUGGAUCAUCACUGGGGGGUCCCACACCGGCGUCAUGAAGCAGGUGGGCGAGGCGGUGCGAGACUUCAGCCUGAGCAGCAGCUACAAGGAGGGAGAGGUCAUCACCAUCGGCGUGGCCACCUGGGGCACCAUACACCGCCGGGAGGGGCUGGUCCACCCCACGGGCGGCUUCCCCGCCGAGUAUACCCUGGACGAGGAGGGCCAGGGCGGCCUGACCUGCCUGGACAGCAACCACUCCCACUUCAUCCUCGUGGACGACGGGACCCACGGCCAGUACGGGGUUGAGAUUCCUCUGAGGACCAAGCUGGAGAAGUUUAUAUCGGAGCAGACGAAGGAACGAGGCGGCGUGGCCAUCAAGAUCCCCAUCGUCUGUGUGGUGCUGGAGGGCGGCCCUGGCACGCUGCACACCAUCUACAACGCCAUCACCCACGGCACCCCCUGCGUGGUCGUGGAGGGCUCGGGCCGCGUGGCCGACGUCAUCGCCCAGGUGGCCAGCCUGCCCAUCUCGGAGAUCACCAUCUCCCUGAUCCAGCAGAAGCUGAGCGUGUUCUUCCAGGAGAUGUUCGAGACCUUCACCGAGGGCAGCGUCGUCGAGUGGACCAAGAAGAUCCAAGACAUCGUCCGGAGGCGGCAGCUGCUGACCAUCUUCCGGGAAGGCAAGGACGGGCAGCAGGACGUGGACGUGGCCAUCCUGCAGGCCUUGCUGAAAGCCUCUCGGAGCCAAGAUCACUUUGGCCACGAGAACUGGGACCACCAGCUGAAGCUGGCAGUGGCGUGGAACCGCGUGGACAUCGCCCGCAGCGAGAUCUUCACGGAUGAGUGGCAGUGGAAGCCCUCAGAUCUGCACCCCACGAUGACCGCCGCCCUCAUCUCCAACAAGCCUGAGUUCGUGAAGCUCUUCCUGGAGAACGGGGUGCGGCUGAAGGAGUUCGUGACCUGGGACACGCUGCUCUACCUGUACAAGAGCCUGGAGCCGUCCUGCCUGUUCCACAGCAAGCUGCAGAAGGUGCUGGCGGAGGAGCCCGAGCGCCCGGCCUGCGUGCAGAUGCACCACGUGGCCCAGGUGCUGCGGGAGCUGCUGGGGGACUUCACGCAGCCGCUGUACCCGAGGCCCCGCCACAACGACCGGCCGCGGCUCUCGCUGCCUGUGCCUCACAUCAAACUCAACGUACAGGGAGUGAGCCUCCGGUCCCUCUACAAGCGCUCCUCAGGCCACAUGACCUUCACCAUGGACCCAGUCCGUGACCUUCUCAUCUGGGCCAUCGUCCAGAACCGUCGGGAGCUGGCAGGAAUCAUCUGGGCUCAGAGCCAGGACUGCACGGCCGCGGCCCUGGCCUGCAGCAGGAUCCUGAAGGAGCUGUCCAAGGAGGAGGAGGACACGGACACCUCUGAGGAGAUGCUGGCGCUGGCGGACGAGUACGAACUCAGAGCCAUCGGGGUCUUCACCGAGUGCUACCGCAAGGACGAGGAGAGGGCCCAGAAACUGCUCACCCGCGUGUCUGAGGCCUGGGGGAAGACCACCUGCCUGCAGCUGGCCCUGGAGGCCAAGGACAUGAAGUUCGUGUCUCACGGGGGCAUCCAGGCCUUCCUGACCAAGGUGUGGUGGGGCCAGCUCUGCGUGGACAACGGGCUGUGGCGCGUGGCCCUCUGCAUGCUGGUCUUCCCGCUGCUCUUCACCGGCCUCAUCUCCUUCAGGGAGAAGAGGCUGCAGGCGGUGCGUGGCCCGGCCCGCGCCCGCGCCUUCUUCAACGCGCCUGUGGUCAUCUUCCACCUGAACAUCCUGUCCUACUUCGCCUUCCUCUGCCUGUUCGCCUACGUGCUCAUGGUGGACUUCCAGCCCACGCCGUCCUGGUGCGAGUGUGCCAUCUACCUUUGGCUCUUCUCCCUGGUGUGCGAGGAGACGCGGCAGCUCUUCUAUGACCCUGACGAGUGCGGGCUGAUGAAGAAGGCGGCCUUGUACUUCAGCGACUUCUGGAACAAGCUGGAUGUCGGCGCCAUCCUGCUCUUCAUAGCAGGGCUGACCUGCAGGCUCAUCCCAGCAACACUGUACGCUGGGCGUGUCGUCCUGUCUCUGGAUUUCAUCAUGUUCUGCCUCCGGCUGAUGCACAUCUUCACCGUCAGUAAGACACUGGGGCCCAAGAUAAUCAUCGUGAAGCGCAUGAUGAAGGACGUCUUCUUCUUCCUCUUCCUGUUGGCGGUGUGGGUGGUGUCCUUCGGGGUGGCCAAGCAAGCCAUUCUCAUCCACAACGAGAGCCGGGUGGACUGGAUCUUCCGCGGGGUCGUCUACCACUCCUACCUCACCAUCUUCGGGCAGAUCCCGGCCUACAUCGACGGCGUGAACUUCAACCCGGACCAGUGCAGCCCCAACGGCACAGACCCCUACAAGCCCAAGUGCCCCGAGAGCGACCUGGCGCGGCACGAGCCUGCCUUCCCCGAGUGGCUGACGGUCCUGCUGCUCUGCCUCUACCUGCUCUUCACCAACAUCCUGCUGCUCAACCUCCUCAUCGCCAUGUUCAACUACACCUUCCAGCAGGUCCAGGAGCACACGGACCAGAUCUGGAAGUUCCAGCGCCACGACCUGAUCGAGGAGUACCACGGGCGCCCCCCCGCCCCGCCGCCCUUCAUCCUGCUCAGCCACCUGCAGCUCGUCAUCCGGAGGGUGGUCCUGAAGAUCCCAGCCAAGCGUCACCGGCAGCUCAAGAACAAGCUUGAGAAGAACGAGGAGGCCGCCCUGCUGUCCUGGGAGAUCUACCUGAAAGAGAACUACCUGCAGAGCCAGCAGUUCCAGCAGAGGCAGAGGCCGGAGCAGAAGAUCGACGACAUCAGCGACAAGGUGGACACCAUGGUGGACCUGCUGGACAGGGACCGUCUGAAGAGGUCGGGCUCCGUGGAGCAGAGGCUGGCCUCGCUGGAGGAGCAGGUGGCUCAGACGGCCAGAGCCCUGCACUGGAUCGUAAGGACCCUGAGGGACAGUGGCUUUGGCUCGGAGGCAGGCGUCCCCGCGCUGGCCUCCCAGAAGGCCGCCGAGGAGCAGGACGUGGAGCCGGGCAGCAGGAAGAAGGUGGAGGAGCCGGGCGACGGCUACCACGUGGACGCGCGGCACCUCCUCUACCCCAGCCGCCGCGUCACGCGCUUCCCCGUGCCCAACGAGAAGGUGCCCUGGGAGACGGAGUUUCUGAUCUACAAGCCCCCCUUCUACUCAGCUGAGAGGAAGGAUGCAGCCGCCACGGACCCCAUGGGAGACGUCCCGGAGCUGCUGUCUGAGAUCAGCUUCAACGCGGUGGAUGGACAGACGGACCGCCGGAGCUUCCACGGGCCCUACGCGGUUCGGGGUGGGCUCCCCCUGAACCCCAUGGGCCGCACGGGCCUGCGCGGGCGCGGGAGCCUCAGCUGCUUCGGACCCAACCAUGCACUGCACCCCGUGGUCACCCGGUGGAGGCGGAAUGAGGAUGGCGCCAUCUGCAGGAAGAGCAUAAAGAAGAUGCUGGAAGUGCUGGUGGUGAAGGUGCCACACUCGGAGCUCUGGGCCCUGCCGGGGGGCUCCCCGGAGCCAGGCGAGACGCUGCCCCGGAAGCUGAAGCAGAUCCUCCGACAGGAGUCCUGGCCGUCUUUUGAGAACCUGCUGAAGCACAGCACGGAGGUGUACAAAGGGUACAUGGACGACCCGAGGAACACGGACAACGCCUGGAUCGAGACGGUGGCCGUCAGCAUCCACUUCCAGGACCAGAACGACGUGGAGCUGAAGAGGCUGAACUCGAACCUGCACAGCCACGACCGGGGCGUGUCCAUCCGGUGGCAGGUGGUGGACAAGCGCAUCCCCCUGUAUGCGAACCACAAGACUCUCCUCCAGAAGGUGGCCGCCCUGUUCGGGGCUCACUACUGACUGUGGCUUUGGGACCAGCAGCGCCAGCUGUGGUCGGCCCUCGGGGACGUGGGCCUCUCUCUGCUGUGCCCACACGGGACGCGGGCUGACACUGGGCACCACAUGGCGUGGUUUGGGUGGGUCUGUGACCCCUUGUGGCCACGUACAGUGGCUGGCCAGAUGAGCUCUUGAGUUGGAUGGUGUCAAGGUGCCCCGAAGGGAGAGCUCAAGGCAGGGGACAGGCCACCCAGAGGUGAGGGGCCAGCACUGCCAGCCGGGAGCCUGGUCUCGGCCGGGGCCCAUUCCCUCCUUGAUCACGUCAUGCUGGGCAGCACGUCUGCCACGGUGCAUGGGACCAAGGCUGAAUUUCCUGGCGUCAGGGUCCCUGGUGGCAUCCUCGGGCCCAUCCUAUGAGGACUUGGGGUGGGCGACCUGCCAUGCCCCCCAGAUGGCCUCCACGUGCCGAUGUGACCUAACUCGCCCUUUGGCUGGCCUGGACCAGGUUGGGGACAGGCUGCAGAGGCACAGGGGCCCAGCUCUCCCUCUGGCCCUCCCCGGGAGCCACGUGCCUGCCAUGCCCAGGAAGGAGGAGGGGCCGCAGGGGGCUGGGGACGCCAGGGGCCUCCUGGUUUGGUGUCAUGACUCACGGAAGCAGAAGCUAUCAGGAGCCAUCAAGUGGGGGAACGCCGUGAAAACCCAAGAUGUCAAAUCUGCUGUCUCAGGCCGGCCUGGCU
This is a messenger RNA of Propithecus coquereli (Coquerel's sifaka), 5257 nucleotides long. RefSeq names its product transient receptor potential cation channel, subfamily M, member 2 (gene TRPM2). The record is from RefSeq and is a predicted model, not a curated record. Gene Ontology annotation, biological process: calcium ion transmembrane transport. Gene Ontology annotation, cellular component: membrane. Gene Ontology annotation, molecular function: ligand-gated calcium channel activity. The transcript has 32 exons. NCBI's taxonomy places the organism in Eukaryota, Metazoa, Chordata, Mammalia, Primates, Indriidae. The coding region runs from base 54 to 4544 and encodes 1496 amino acids.